Molecule: messenger RNA, 1110 nt
Organism: Pelmatolapia mariae (spotted tilapia)
Lineage: Eukaryota; Metazoa; Chordata; Actinopteri; Cichliformes; Cichlidae
Product: H-2 class I histocompatibility antigen, L-D alpha chain-like
Exons: 1
Coding region: 1-1110 (369 amino acids)
Biological process (GO): immune response
Cellular component (GO): external side of plasma membrane
Source: RefSeq, a predicted model, not a curated record
AUGACCGCGCGGUGUGUGUUUCUGUGCUGUGUCGUACGUAUACUCUCAGUGACUUCCACAACCCAUUCUCUUAUCUACAUUUACACAGCGCUGUCUACCAACUCCAGAUCGGCGGCUUUGCCCAACUUUACGGCGAUAGGUCUAGUGGACGGUAGACCCUAUGAUCGCUUUGACUCCGUCAACCCAAAGAGAAUUCCCACAGUAAAAUGGGCUAGAGAACGUUUAUAUAGUGACUACUGGGAUAAGGGCACGAAGAGCCGGGUCAUGAAACAACAGUGGUUUCACAAAAAUCUACAUGUCAUGAUGGCUAGGACGGGGCACUCGGUGUCCGACGGUGAUAUACAUGUUCUACAGGGGUUACACGGAUGUUACGGGGAAACUAGCCCCACAGAGGAGAGGCUGCAGUUUGUUCGCGGGGUGGAUAAGUACGCAUACGAUGGUGACGAUUUACUCUCCUUUGAUUUUGAGAGACUAAGAUGGUCAGCGGCAGUUGAAGCAGCGAAACCCACGGUGAAGAAAUGGAACGGUGUGCCCGCGUUACCCGAUUACACCAAUGGCUACUUUCGCAACGAGUGUAUCAACUGGUUAACUACAUUUGUUAAGUACAGCAAGCGGGAAGUCAUAGACAGGACAGGCUUUCCUGACCUCUAUGUGUUUGCAGGAAGAAACUCCAGCUCCGAUAUUGUCACAUUGAUUUGUAUGGCGUCUGUUUUCACCACAACCACGAUUGCUAUGAAGCUCAUGCGAAACGACCGAGUUCUCAAUGCAGACGAUGGUAUUACAGUGUUUGACGUGCUCCCAAACGACGAGUACACGUUUCAAACACGAAUCGCCGUGGAUAUAUUGUCAUCGGACACAGGGAACUACACCUGCGAGUUUUUCGAGCAAGACACCGGGUAUCACAUUGUGAAACACUGGCGAGCGGGGGAUCGCUCACUUGUUCGGUCGAACGCCGGUGUGCUCUGGGUUCUACUGACGACAACCGCGUGCCUCACUGCAGCUUUGUGUGCGGUGUUGUGUGUAGCACAAAAGCGUAGGACCGCAGAAAGCGGAAAUGGUAAAGAUGGUGGCCCGCAACAUCAUGGGUUUCAGCAUGAGACUCUGGUUUGA